AUGGAGCCGCUUCCCUCGUUCGCAGAAUUACUCGAUUCUACGAACAACUCGCCUGAUAGCCAAAGCCCCCACAUCAAGUCACCCACUGCCGAUUCCCGACAUAGCCCUGCUGAGCGGCCUGUAUUUCAUGAUCCGUUCAAGGCCGUAGCGCCUCCGACUUUGCCUUCGCACAACAGCUCCAGUCUCAUGCGACCACACGUGUCGAUGGAGGGCUCCACCGUGCCACUUGAAAAAAGGCCUCCCGGCCACCACGGGCGGUGUAAGAUCAUUUACUCCACCCACAGACCAAUCUGGAAUGCCGACUACGAGACCCGCGUUUCUUCUGAAAGCCAUCCCGAUGCUUUUAGGGCUAUACUCAAUUCACCCCCGGAGCCAGCGAUGACCGGUUGCGGUCCUCGUGACUACUAUGGACCGGGCACUCGUCGUGGAACGAUAGCUCCCCCAGAGGCUCAAUGGUAUGAGCCUACAACUCUCCCGGAGGCUAGCCGCUGGAACGAACCGACGUAUGGCCAUACUGGGUACCGCGACGAGCAUCGUGAGAUCCGCCGUUCCUUCGCGUAUGAUCGUUUUCGGCCUCCAGUGCGCCAUGACAGCAGCUUUGUUGCGACGCCUGAGCAUUACUGGCCGCCGACGAUGUACGGACAUCCGUCAAGUUAUGGGUAUGGUAUGGACCAUCAAAACGGAGCGGAUACUUAUACUUCCAGUCGCAAACGACGCGGCAAUCUUCCAAAGGAGGCAACGGCUUUGCUCAAGAACUGGUUCCAGCAACAUGCGGAUUCUCCGUAUCCCAGCGACGAAGAGAAGAAUCAUCUGGCCACUGCUACUGGUUUAACAUCGGCUCAAAUCUCCAAUUGGUUCAUCAACGCAAGGCGCCGAAAUCCCGGCAAGGAAGCCAGAGAACUGGCAAGGCAAAUGAACAACAACAGAUCCCAAGGUCAGCAACAAGCUCAAGCGACAAGUGGCACCAAGGAGCAGGACCUCCGUGUGCAAUCGUCGGCAGCAUCGCCGCAGCAGCAAUCCCAUCGUCCGGCUCCGAAGCCAUACCCUCACGACCUUCGCGACCAAAACCGUGAUAGGGAUUACGACAUGGGCAACACUUGA
Messenger RNA from Diplodia corticola, 1101 nucleotides. RefSeq names its product homeobox transcription. Gene Ontology annotation, biological process: regulation of transcription by RNA polymerase II. The transcript is spliced from 2 exons. The record is from RefSeq and is a predicted model, not a curated record. Gene Ontology annotation, molecular function: DNA-binding transcription factor activity, RNA polymerase II-specific; RNA polymerase II cis-regulatory region sequence-specific DNA binding. The coding region runs from base 1 to 1101 and encodes 366 amino acids. Lineage: Eukaryota; Fungi; Ascomycota; Dothideomycetes; Botryosphaeriales; Botryosphaeriaceae.